Penicillium cosmopolitanum is the source of this 1392-nucleotide messenger RNA. Its product is annotated as phthalate transporter. Gene Ontology annotation, molecular function: transmembrane transporter activity. The coding region runs from base 1 to 1392 and encodes 463 amino acids. Gene Ontology annotation, biological process: transmembrane transport. Gene Ontology annotation, cellular component: membrane. The transcript is spliced from 5 exons. NCBI's taxonomy places the organism in Eukaryota, Fungi, Ascomycota, Eurotiomycetes, Eurotiales, Aspergillaceae. The record is from RefSeq and is a predicted model, not a curated record.
AUGGCGACGGUGACAACAAACAAGACUUCUACCGACUUACCUCAACAUGAUGAUUUGGAGAAACCAAAUGUCCGCCAUGACGAGAUCAUAAAUUCCAUGAGCGCAAGUGAGCAGAAACGACUCAUCAGACGCAUUGAUACCCGUCUCGUUAUCACACUGGGCUGCCUGUACUGCAUCAGUCUACUGGACAGGACCAAUAUGGGCGCAGCAUCAGUUGCAGGAAUGCAGAAAGAUCUGAACAUGAACGCAGCCAACAAUGGCUACAGCAUAACGUCGCUGGUAUUCUUCAUCACAUAUACAAUCUUUCAAAUCCCAGCCACGGCAAUCAUCCGGAAAAUCGGGCCCAGAAUAUUUAUCUCGACCAUCGUUCUGUUAUGGGGAGCUGUUAUGAUAGCAUUCGGAUUCGCUCCAACAUGGCCGGUAAUGGCUGGCCUACGCGUGAUUCUCGGGGCUCUCGAGGCUGGCUUUUACCCGGGUUGCAUCUUCCUGCUUAGUACAUGGUAUCCGCGCUACGAGCUCCAAAAGCGCAACGCUGUCUUUUACCUAAUUGGGAGCAUGGCUUCGGGUCUCGGUGGUAUAUUAGCAUAUGGAUUGAUGCAGAUGGAUGGAAUUUCCGGACGGACAGGCUGGGAAUGGAUUUUCAUCUCAUGGAACUUCCUCAACGAAUCCGAAGCCGCCUUCAUAGUCGCCCGUCUAGAAGCCGAUCGCUCAGACGUCUACUCCGAACCAUUCUCCCUAAAAUCAUAUCUCUCAAACGCAGCCGAUAGCAAAGUCUGGGCCUAUAGCCUACUUUACCUCCUCACUACAGCAAAUACUUACUCCAUCGCCUUUUUCCUGCCGAUUAUUCUGCAGGAAAGUAUGGGGUUUUCGGUCGCGAAGGCUCAGUGUCUUGUUGCGCCUCCGUAUGCGGCUGCUGCGCUUGUUAUGUUUGUUCAAGCGAUUUUUGCGGAUAAGUGGAGGAUUCGGGGACCGGUUGUUGCUUUUAAUGCGGCUAUGGGGUUGGUUGGGCUUGCUCUUAUGGGGUAUUUGGAGAGUCCGGCGCCGAGGUAUUUUGGGAUUUUUUUGGCUACUAUUGCUGGUGAGUUCUCAAGUUUUUCAAGCUCUGGAGUUCUAUUCUAUGCUGUCAACAACAUCCGCGGCCAGUGGAAACGAGCUUUCACAUCAGCAACCCUCAUCGGCGGCGGGAGUAUUGGCGGAAUCUUCGGGACGACAGUAUUCCGCGCCCAGGACGCACCGAAUUAUCACCCGGGGCUUCUGGCAACUAUGUUGGCCAAUGCAGCGAUCAUCCUUAUUGUCGCUGCGAUGAGUUUCAAGUUCUCUCGAGCGAAUAAGCGGGCUGAAGGUGGUGGAAAGAUUAUCGAGGGGCUAGCCGGGUUUAGAUACACACUCUAG